AUGGGUCGUCAGUCCGUCCGCUGGUCGUCCGUCGGUCCACCGUCGGCCGGCCGAUCGUUCGGUGCGCUCCGACGUCGGCGACAUCAAAUCGUCCGCGAAUCCUGUGAUGCUCGACGAAAAGGUCUCGAUCGAACGCUGUUUGGACAUGUAGCCGUCGUGUUCGUCGAUGAAGUGCAGCCAUUCUUGACUGGAUGCGUGGCGCUCGAUAAUCAGGCCCGAUUUGCUGAGAAAUCAGGAGCGUUGGCGUUGGUCGUGGGACCGGCGUCGCGAAUUCAGCGUGUUAGAAAGCCGAUGAAGGUUCGUUCGUCGAAAAUUCCAGUGGUAGUCUUGGACGAUCAGGAAACACAACGCCUUCGCCAACAACUUGCGGAGGCCGGACAUGGUGCCGCUGUCGCCCGUCUGAGACUCGAUUUUGUCGAGCCGAAGCCGCCGAAUGUGCUCAAACUGCAAGUGUUUCGUCCAAACCUCUUGAAUCUUUCGUUGAUUGGUUUGCUCAUCCUGUUGGUGAUAUUCAUCACAUUACUGGUAUUCGUGAAAAUUCGGUGGCGACCGACGGCUCAUAGAGAUCUGUGGCUGCGCACUUUAGCCAGAGCCGCUGUCGGCAAAAUGGAGAUCCGUAAAUUCCAAAAGGUUCGUUGGUGCGGUUUUCUACAUUAUCGAAAUACAAAUACUGAGGCACCAAAGACAUCCACCACUUUUCUUGGUGUUCAAAACUGUGCUAAAGCUUCACUGAGUCGUCAACACAAGGUAAUGCUAAACCUUGGGAAUGGGUUCAUUGGAGAAUUGCUGGCCUUCCAACGGCGGAAUAUAGACAUAUAUAUAUAUACAUAUAUAUAUAUAUGGGCGCGUGUGACGCUGUGGUCGGAUGUGCUCUGUAAUGCACAUGGAAUCGAUCCCCGCGCACCAAGCCCACUACGCCUUCCAUCCCUCCGGAAUCGGCAAAUUGAUACCAUACCUGUCUGGAGGAUAGCAGCACUGACUCGAUACAUCGGUGGGCCACCACUAGUCAUUGUAAAGGCCAGAUAUGUAUUCAAUCACCUUCAAGCGAUGCUUAAUGAAGUCGAAUGCAAGGCACAUCCCUCAAGGAUUGAUCAACGCCAAAAGCUUUAUCCUUAUAUAUAUAUAUAUAUAUAUAUAUAUAUAUAUAAUAUGUAUAUAUACAUAUAUAUACAUAUGUAUAUAUAUUUAUAA
This is a messenger RNA of Angiostrongylus costaricensis, 1191 nucleotides long. The record is from the annotation of a GenBank genome assembly. Lineage: Eukaryota; Metazoa; Nematoda; Chromadorea; Rhabditida; Metastrongylidae.